AUGAGAUUACAAAUAUUAUUAAUAUACUUAAUAUGUAUAAUAGUAUCAAGUAUAGUUUUAGUAGAGUCAAGUAAUAAACAUCAUUUCAAAGAAAAUGAUGAAGUACCAUUCUAUGUAAAUAAUGUUGGACCAUAUUCAAAUCCAACAGAAACCUAUGAAUUUUAUACAUUGCCAUUUUGUAAACCCUCAAGUAUCUCUUAUAAAAAAACCAAAUUAGGUGAAAUUCUUCAAGGUGAUUCAGCUGUUUUAUCAGAUUAUCAAUUUCCAUUCAAAAGUAGUUUUGAAAAUAAACAACUUUGUGAAUAUACAUUAAAGAAAGAGGAUAUAGAAAAGUUUAAAAAAGCUAUUGGCGAAUAUUAUUAUGCAGAGAUGAUUUAUGAUGAUUUACCAAUUUUUAGUUUUGUCGGUACUGUUGAUGAUUCAGAUCUAACAAAUAUUAGAUAUUACUUAUAUAAUCAUAUUCCAUUUGAAUUUGAUUAUAAUGGUGAUCAAGUUAUUAGAGUUAAUAUCGAUACAGAACAUAUUAAAGUUAUUGAACUCUCAGAUCAAGACGAAAUUACUCUCAAAUUAACGUAUUCAGCAAAAUGGCAACCAACCGAACAUGAAUUUUCAAAGAGAAUGGACUUGUACGAAGAAUUUUUCACAAAGGAAUUAGAGAUUCAUUGGUUAUCCGUUAUGAACUCUUUCUUUUUAGUUGUAUUAUUAACUGCAUUUUUAGCAAUUAUGAUAAUGAAAAUUUUAAAGAAUGAUUAUUCAAGAUAUUCAAAAACUGAUGAAGAAGAAGAUUCUGAUUAUCAAGAAGAUUAUGGAUGGAAAUUAGUUCAUGGUGAUGUAUUUAGAUUCCCACCAUAUAAGAAUGUAUUUUCAGCAUUUUAUGGUAUUGGUUGGCAAUUUAUUAGUAUUGUUUGUGGUAUUUUAGCAUUAUCAUUAUUUGGUAUGUUUUAUCCAAACAAUGGUGGUAAUAUGUAUACGGCAGGUAUUGUUUUAUAUGCAUUAACUAGUGGUAUCUCUGGUUAUCAAUCAGCUAAAAUGUACAAGAAUAUGGGAGGUAAUAAAUGGGCAUGGAAUAUUGUGCUAACAGCAACCCUAUUUGUAGCACCAUUAUUUAUUGUGGUUAUUCUUUCAAACACUGUAGCGAUUACAUGGCAUUCAACCGUCGCAUUACCAAUCCUAACAAUGAUUGAAGUCAUUACCAUUUGGUUAUUUGUUGGUUUCCCUUUGACCGUCGUUGGUGGUAUCGCAGGUCGUAGAUUAUCAGAAAACUUUGAAGCACCAUGUCGUACAAAGAAUUUCCCAAGAGAAGUCCCACCAAUUCAAUGGUAUCGUCGUUUACCAUGUCAAAUUUUAAUCGCUGGUUUCUUACCAUUUAGUGCCAUUUACAUAGAGUUGUUUUACAUUUUCAAUAGCGUUUGGGGCCAUUCUACCUACACGCUCUAUGGUAUCCUUUGUUUGGUCUUUUUAAUUCUUAUCAAUGUCACCGUGUGUAUCACCGUUGCCCUAACUUACUUCCAACUCUCAAUGGAAGAUCAUAAAUGGUGGUGGAAUAGUUUCAUCAAUGGCGGCUCCACUGUUGUUUUCAUCUACAUGUACAGUAUCUACUACUACUAUUAUAUCUCUCAUAUGUAUGGUUUACUUCAAGCAACUUUCUACUUUACCUACAUGUUGAUCGUUUGCUUCUUCUUCUUUAUUCUUUUAGGUACAGUUGGUUUCUACAGUUCUUUAAUUUUUGUUAAAAGAAUUUAUAGAAAUUUGAAAUCUGACUAA
Molecule: messenger RNA, 1764 nt
Organism: Dictyostelium discoideum AX4
Lineage: Eukaryota; Evosea; Eumycetozoa; Dictyosteliales; Dictyosteliaceae
Gene: phg1b
Product: TM9 protein B
Exons: 4
Coding region: 1-1764 (587 amino acids)
Cellular component (GO): membrane
Source: RefSeq, a predicted model, not a curated record